Vicia faba (fava bean) is the source of this 348-nucleotide messenger RNA. The record is from the annotation of a GenBank genome assembly. NCBI's taxonomy places the organism in Eukaryota, Viridiplantae, Streptophyta, Magnoliopsida, Fabales, Fabaceae.
AUGGCGGAGGAAGAAGAGAAUGAGUUAUCGAGCGAACCGGAGUUUCCGAAGAGUCGAGUGAAGAAGAUAAUGACACUGGACAAAGACGUAAAGAGAGUGAGUUCAGAAGCGUUGUUUCUGGUGUCGCGAUCUACAGAGCUGUUUUUGCAGUUACUUGCUGAAAAGUCUGCGGAAGCUGCAAUUGAGAAGAAAAGGAAGACGGUGAAGCUUGAACAUAUAAGAAUCGCGGUGAAGAGGAAUCAGCAUGGAAAGUCUGUUCCGGUUGGUACUCGCCGCAUUGAUCAUAUAUUUAGAAAGUCGGAAGCUCAGGAUGAUGCCGAGGCGCCUGAACCCAUGGAAGAGUCAUAG